Perkinsus marinus ATCC 50983 is the source of this 1278-nucleotide messenger RNA. Its product is annotated as U1 small nuclear ribonucleoprotein A, putative. The coding region runs from base 37 to 1239 and encodes 400 amino acids. Gene Ontology annotation, molecular function: U1 snRNA binding. Gene Ontology annotation, cellular component: U1 snRNP. The record is from RefSeq and is a predicted model, not a curated record. Gene Ontology annotation, biological process: mRNA splicing, via spliceosome. Lineage: Eukaryota; Perkinsozoa; Perkinsida; Perkinsidae. The transcript is spliced from 14 exons.
GGGGUCCCACCUCAACAACAACAACCUUCACUUGGGAUGCCCACACCACCCUUCAUGGGUAUGCCGCAAGGGUCUAGUGGGAAGAGUCCUGCUCCGCCCCCAGGGGGCCUUCCUAUGCCCCCAAUGGGUAUGCCUGGAGGGAUGAUGCCGCCCCCACCAGCAGGACUUCCUAGCUUCCCUGGAGGACCUGGUGGUAUGCUACCUAUGCCCCCACCAGGUGGGGCGUUCGGCAACAUGCCUCCACCUCCUGGAUUCGCUAAUAUGAUGCCCAUGCCUGGUGGCUUCGCACCUCCCCAGAGCGGGCAGCAGGGGCAGAACAUAGCGGGAUCAGCUUCACCCGAGAUGGCCAAGAUACCCCUGGCUGAGCGGCUAGCUCAUGAUCCUCAUGAGAGGCCUCCAGACGACUUCCCUCCUAACGAGACCCUCUAUAUCAACAACCUCAAUGAUCGGGUCAAACCGGAAGAGCUGAAGAAGUCGAUCCUCGAGCUAUGUAAGCCCUGUGGUACUGUAAUAGACUGUAUUGCGAUGCGGUCACUCCGGCGGAGGGGUCAGGUGUUUGUUGUUUUUUCGUCGAAAAAGGAGUCAUCAUCAGCGAUGAAGAAGCUGCAAGGCCACAGUCUGUACAGCAAGAACAUGCGGGUGUCGUACGCCAAGACUAAGUCUGACGCGAUUGCCAAAAAGGAAGGUACAUACGUCCGUCGGGAUAAGGAGAAGUUGAGGGAGAUGAGAGCGGCAGCACAGGCUAAGCUGCAGCCCGAAGCGGCAGCUCAAGCGGCUGCAGCAGCAGCGGCAGCAGCAGCGGCGAAAGCUGCUGUACCUGGAGGGCCUAUGCCGGGUGGUAUGCAGCAACCUACACCUCCUAACUUUACAGGCAUGCCCUCGGGCUUCCAAGGUAUGCCUUUUAAUAUUGGACAGCAACAACAACCUGCUCAACAGAAGAAGCUUACUACGGCAGAGGAUUUCUUCAACACCGCAGUGUCGGCACCCAAGGUUGUGCAGCAUUCUAACGUUCCUAAUAAGACACUUUUCGUGGAGAAUCUACCCCCGAGGUGCACGCCUGAGAAGCUCACAGCAGUGUUCAAGUCCUAUCCAGGCUUCGAGGGCACACGUGUGAUAGCUGAACGACAGGUCGGGUUCAUAGACUUCAGUAGCGAGUUCCAGGCCACUAUGGCCAAGAAUGCUAGAGGUGACUACACUAUGGAGGGGCAGUUGGUGAAGAUAUCCUACGCUCGGAAGUGAUCAUCAUGCAGCUACCCUACAGCGGAUGUUGGGUUAAUA